Molecule: messenger RNA, 901 nt
Organism: Solanum tuberosum (potato)
Lineage: Eukaryota; Viridiplantae; Streptophyta; Magnoliopsida; Solanales; Solanaceae
Product: mediator of RNA polymerase II transcription subunit 15a-like
Exons: 7
Coding region: 80-646 (188 amino acids)
Biological process (GO): regulation of DNA-templated transcription
Molecular function (GO): transcription coactivator activity; chromatin DNA binding
Source: RefSeq, a predicted model, not a curated record
UACCAAACGACCCCUUAAAGCUAAACCCGUUCUACACAUAUAAAACCCUUAAAGGAAUUUGAUUAGGUCAGAAAUUGAGAUGAAUGGGAAUAAUUGGAUGGCUGCUCAGGCUCGGGGAGGUGGUGAAGGUGCCGGAGCUGCUGCCGGUGAUUGGCGGACUGGACUUGUGCCCUAUACUCGUCAAAGGAUUGUCAACGAAAUAUUGGAGGACAUUCAGAGGGUUUUUCCUGUCUUUAGGCAUCGGCAUGUACAGGAACUUAGGGAAAUUGCAGUGAUGUUUGAGGAAAAGAUGUAUAAUGUUGCUACAAGUUGGAAUGAUUAUCUGUAUAGAAUAUCCUUUAAACUGCGGACAAUGACCAAUUGUUUUCAUAUCAAUACUGCAAGUAGUGGUCAGAAUGCCCAUGGUCCAGGGAUGACAAUGGAAGCUACUUCCUAUGAAACUACUUCUGGGCCGGAGGAUAGUGACAAGGAAGCAGCAGAAGAGGACGAUGAGGGUGUGCAUAAGGAGGAUGUUGUAGAGGAGGUGGUGGGUACAAAGGAGCAAAACUAUGUUGUUGGACACAAAGACAAUGUCCGAGUUGUGGAGAAUGAGCAGGAAUCUAGCUCCAGCAAAGUUAUUGGGAGGCCUUCAGUAUUUUUCAAGUAAAAUGAAGGAGAUUGGAAGGUGGAGCUCUUAUCAAACAGUGCGAGAGACGAAAGAGAUUCAUCUUCAGUUGCUUUGAAUUUAUGAAUUUAUAUAUCUUGGCUUGUUGAUUCUUAUGUCCUUUGAAGUUUUACUAUGCAUCUAUUUAUAUUUUAAGAGCAAAAUUGCCUUAAUGUUGCUUGAUAUAUGUUGAUCAACUGAAUUGAACAUUGAUUGUCAAGUUUCCUAGUGAAAGUAAAACAAUUUUCUUGUUUUGAA